This is a messenger RNA of Impatiens glandulifera, 1214 nucleotides long. RefSeq lists its product as uncharacterized. Lineage: Eukaryota; Viridiplantae; Streptophyta; Magnoliopsida; Ericales; Balsaminaceae. The transcript has 6 exons. The record is from RefSeq and is a predicted model, not a curated record. Bases 46 to 927 code for a protein of 293 amino acids. Gene Ontology annotation, cellular component: nucleus; 90S preribosome.
UAGAGCGAGAAAUUCUCAGAGUAUAACGGCGGGAGGAAGACGACGAUGGCCAAACACGGGAGAGGAGGGAAGCAGGAUUCGAAGAUGAGCAGAGGAAGCCGUAAUAGAACUGGUUUCAAAAAAUCUACCAAGGACCGGAAUCCUCUCGCCGCUAAAAAAGCUAAUAAGCCUAAAGGCAAGUUUUCGCGAAAAAGCACCACGAAGAAGAAGCCAGUCGAAGCGGUUGUAGACAUAGAGAAGGUGAAAACAGUGAAGAAACAGAGGUUCAUUAUUCCUCAACUUACUACUGUGUCUCAGCAGUUUGAUUUCUUCAUCGAUCAAUAUCAGACUGCUAACAGAGUUCAGCUUUCACCUCUGGAACUUGAAUCGAUUACAGGAGAUACAGCUAUGGUACAACUAUCUCCAGGCGUGGAUCAAAGUGCUAGCAAUUUAGGUCAACAUAUGAAGUAUGCUUUUGGAUCAUCUUGGAAAGAAUUGCUUUGUGGAAAGGAAGUUGUGGAAGGCCAAAUUGAUGUUGGAAGUCCAUCGCUGCUUGUGAUUAGCUUAUCUGCACUAAGAUCAUUAGAACUCUUUAGGGGAGUUCAUUCUCUAACCAGGGAAUGCCCUGCUGCUAAGCUGUUCUCAAAGCACAUUAAAGUUGAGGAGCAGGUAUCCUUUUUGAAGAAACGUGUUAAUAUUGCUGUCGGUACUCCAAAUAGGAUCAAGAAGUUGAUUGAUAUGGAAGCGCUGGGGGUAAAUAAAGUAAAGGUGGUUGUUCUGGACAUGCAAACUGAUGUUAAAGGCUUUUCAUUGUUCUCUCUUGCACAAGUCAGAGACGAAUUCUGGGAUUUGUAUAAGAGCUGUUUCCACCAACGUUUCCUUCAGAAUGAUAUCAGAAUCUGUCUCUACGAUCCAGUUAGCUCCGAUUCUCAGAAAGAGAGUUCUUGAUGUCGAUGUUCUUGUAGAUUUGUUAGGGGCCAUGAUGGUUUUGGACUAAGCCUCUCCUUCCUUUGGACCUCUUCUAUUGUUUACUAUGUAUUGAAUGAAGGAAAUGAAGCCCCUUUAACAUUAGGACAGUUGUCCUAUAAUGAUAUGUAUUUUAGGGAGGGCCUUUAUUAACAUUAAAGGGGAGGAGGGUCAAGAUCACGUGCUUACCUUAUGGUUUUGUAGGACACAUGAACAUCAUCUACAAUUCUAGUAUAAGCAAAUUCUAGAUCAAAUUCAUUUACAUAUUA